Lucilia sericata (common green bottle fly) is the source of this 1523-nucleotide messenger RNA. It is a transcript of the gene comm2, whose product is annotated as protein commissureless 2. Gene Ontology annotation, biological process: axon guidance. The record is from RefSeq and is a predicted model, not a curated record. The transcript has 2 exons. Lineage: Eukaryota; Metazoa; Arthropoda; Insecta; Diptera; Calliphoridae. Bases 282 to 1280 code for a protein of 332 amino acids.
UCGUAGACGGCGGACGUGUUUGUAUUAAGAAACGCUUUAACUGCUGUGGGUUUUGAAAAAAAAAAACGUUAAAAGUAAAAAAAGAGAGAAAUAAAAGUAAAACAAAAAUAAGUCUUAAGCAAGAAAAAAAAGAAAUUAUUACUAAGAAAAGAUAAUAACAAAAGAUAGAAAGUACUUUUUUUAAAAAACGAACGCUCUUAAGCACAGCGAGUGACAACAACAACAACAAAAGAUUAGAAUAAGAAUUAAAAAUAAAAGAAACAUUAUUAUAAAAACUCAUAAUGGAAACCAUAACACGCUCAUUAAAUUACGAACAACCACAAGACUUGCAUUUCGAUAAAUACGCUUUGCACAUUUUGGAAAAUAGCAGAACACCCAAUUUAGCCGAUACCACAACCAUAGCCUUGGCCUCCUCACCUAGUAUAAGCAGUUUCGAAGGCUCAGCUACCCAGCCCCUUACCUCUACGCAUAUUACCACAACUAGUGAAUUUUUUAAAAAACUAGGAGUAGAUUUUUUUCAAUCGCUACAAUCGCAGGCCUUACCUAAGUCAAAUAAUUUGGAUACAUUUGAAGCUCCCAUUCAUACGAUCACUACAUCCGCUAACAGCCAUAAUAUGGAAUUGGAUUUAGGACGUUUAAUUAUGGAUUCUAGUGUACAGAAUAAUGCCAUGGAUGAGCUGCAGACUCAAUUGAAUUAUGAUAAAUUUAUGAAUGGCAUAUGGAUUGGUGUUGUCUUGGCUUUGAUCUUGAUCUCUAUGAUCUUUUGUUUCUGUUCGUGUUUCCUGUAUCAUCAGUUUCGCGUAUGGAAGAGAAAUUAUCGUACCACUGUUACCCAAAACAACGAUGUAGAAGCUGUUAAAUUAAAUUUAGAUAUGGAAGAUCCAGUGCCCGAAUAUACUUUAGUUUCUGGCCUACCCUCCUAUGAAGCUGCCUUAGAACUUUUGCAUAAAACCCCGAAAUCUUGUCUUAUAGUACAUCCCUCAGUAUUUGAAGUAUUUAAUGAGAAACCAACGGCCGAAAACUCCACAACAACAGAGAGUUCAACUACCCCCUCCUCUGGUGAAGUUUCACAACCUUUACUAAACUCUCUGCCCUCCUAUACAGAGGCCACCAACACUGCUUCAACACCCUCUACACCCAGCACUCUGCCAGUACUCACCUACAAUCACAGUUUGGCCAGUCUUUUAUCCCUUAAUCAGUCACAAAAAUCACAGUCCAAAUCUAAAAUGCCCAGCUCUGGCACCACAGACUGUGUAACAGAAAAACCUUUUAAAUCUUAAGUUUUCGCUUAAGUUUUCUUUUUCUGUUUUAAACAUAAUAAGACUGUGAUAACUCCAAAACAUAUGUAUACGGAUAACUAUCAAAAUCUGUUUACUUUCAAACUCUUAGAUAGUUUUUUCUUUAAGUGUAUUUUUCCCUAAUAAGAACUGUGAUUAAUCUCUGUAGCUGUAGUGCUAAAUAUUUAUUUUUAAUUAAUAUGUGGUUUACUUUAUAAAUUAUUUUUUUACUUAUAGAAAUUAUAA